UGAUGAUAAGCUGCAACAAAUUCAUCCAAAAAUGAUGUCCCGUAAUCGUUCACCAUCAUCAUCGAUAAAUACGUUAAAUUCGGAGACAACAACAACAACAUCUGAAUCCGAUGAUGGUAACAACAGUAGUUUACGUUCAAAUUCAUUUCGUCGUCCAUUUCGUCGUAAUGGUGCAUUUAAAAAGAAAAAAUAUUCAAUCAUUUUGGAUCAUAGUUUUCAUCCAAGAUUUUUUAAACAACCAACAUUCUGUAGCCAUUGUCGUGAAUUUAUAUGGGGUGUUUUAAAUAAACAAGGUUAUCAAUGUGAGGUUUGUUCACUUGUUGUACAUAAACGUUGUCAUGAAUUGGUUACAUUUAAAUGUCCGGGUGCUGAUAAAGGUAUUGAAACUGAUCCACGUAAAGUACAUAAAUUUCAAUUGCAUACAUAUUCAACACCAACAUUUUGUGAUCAUUGUGGUUCAAUGCUUUAUGGUGUUUAUAAACAAGGUUUUCAAUGUAAAUCAUGUUUGAUGAAUUUUCAUAAACGUUGUCGUCCAAAUGUACCGAAUUUAUGUGGUUGUGAUGCAGUGGAAAAACGUGGUCGUAUUGAACUGAGAAUUCAGGUUAAAAAUCUUAAUAAUAAUCAUCAUCAUAGUGAUGAUGAUAACCACAACAACAACAACGAUAAUGAUAAUAAUCACAUUGAAAACAUUAAUGAUAAAAUGAUUAUCUGUUGUGAUAUACGAAAGGCAAAAAACCUAUGUAUAAUGGAUCCAAAUGGCCUUUCAGAUCCAUAUGUUAAAGUAAAACUUUUAUCAAGUAAUUAUCAAUCAUUGAAUAAUAAUCGUGAAUCAAUAACCAAAUAUAAAACAAAAAUCAUACGUAAUACAUUGAAUCCUGAAUGGAAUGAACGUAUUUGUAUUGAAAUCGGUCCACAAGAUCGUGAUAAACGUUUAUUAAUAAGUGUUUGGGAUUGGGAUCGUACAUCACGUAAUGAUUUUAUUGGUUCAUUAUCAUUUGGUGUUUCCGAAUUGAUUAAACAAUCGGUUGAAGGUUGGUAUAAAUUAUUGAAUGAAGAAGAAGGUGCAUAUUAUAAUGAACCAUUACCACCACCCGGUGAAAAUCUUAUUGAUUAUUUACAAAAAAAAUUACAUAUUAAUAAUAUUGAACAACAACAAGAACAACAACAACAAUUUCGUAGUACUGUUUCGGAAAAAAAUUCACAUGAUAAUCAUGAUUCCAAAGAUCAUCAUUUAUUUCAUUCACUUACUAAACAUCAUCAUUCUAAAGAUUUUAAACUAAAUGAUGGUUUGGAUUCAUUUAAUUUAUUAAAAAUCCUUGGUAAAGGUAGUUUCGGUAAAGUAUUAUUAGCUGAAUUGAAAAAAAAUCCAAAACAAUUAUAUGCAAUUAAAGUAUUGAAAAAAGAUGUACUUAUUAUGGCUGAUGAUAUUGAAAGUGCAAUGAUUGAAAAACGUGUAUUAGCUCUUACCAACAAGCCACCAUUUCUUCUUGGAUUACAUUCAUGUUUCCAGGAUAAAGAACGUUUAUAUUUUGUUAUGGAAUAUGUAACCGGUGGUGAUCUAAUGUUUCAGAUACAAAAAUUUCGUAAAUUUAAAGAACCGAUUGCUUGUUUUUAUGCUACCGAAAUUGCAAUCGGUUUAUUUUUCCUUCACGAACGUGGUAUUGUUUAUCGUGAUCUGAAAUUGGAUAAUAUUCUAUUGGAUUCAGAAGGUCAUAUAAAAAUCGGUGAUUUUGGUAUGUGUAAAGAAGGUAUUUUUGGUUCAAAAACUGCACAUACAUUUUGUGGUACACCGGAUUAUAUUGCACCGGAAAUUAUUAAGGGGAUUCCAUAUUCAAAAUCGGUUGAUUGGUGGUCAUAUGGUGUACUUUUAUAUGAAAUGUUAACCGGUCAGGCACCAUUCGAUGGUGAAGAUGAAGAUGAAUUAUUUCAAAAUAUUAUCGAUCAUAAUGUUUUAUAUCCAAAAUCAAUAUCAAAAGAAGCAAAAGAUUUAUGUAAAGCAUUUUUAGUAAAAGAUUCACAACAACGUCUUGGUUCUGGUAUAAAUGAUGAAUUAAAAAUAAAAAAUCAUCCAUUUUUUCGUCGUAUUGAUUGGAUAAAAAUACUAAAUAAAGAAAUACAACCACCAUAUAAACCACAAAUUACUGAUGAUAGAUUAGUUGAAAAUUUUGAUAUAAAUUUUACUAAAUCACAAUUAACAAUGACACCAAGUGAUAAAUCUGUUAUUGCCAAUCUAAAUGGUAAUGAAUUUGAUGGAUUUUCCUAUGUUAAUCCACUUUAUAUAUGAAUUUUAUCAAUCAACAAAAAAUACCUAUAUUUUUUCGUUUGUUUUUGUUUUUUGUUA
This is a messenger RNA of Dermatophagoides pteronyssinus (European house dust mite), 2341 nucleotides long. Its product is annotated as calcium-dependent protein kinase C-like. The record is from RefSeq and is a predicted model, not a curated record. Gene Ontology annotation, biological process: protein phosphorylation. NCBI's taxonomy places the organism in Eukaryota, Metazoa, Arthropoda, Arachnida, Sarcoptiformes, Pyroglyphidae. Gene Ontology annotation, molecular function: ATP binding; diacylglycerol-dependent serine/threonine kinase activity; zinc ion binding.